AUGGCACAGAAAACCCAAACCGCCAGUAGUUCCGAGGACCAAUCCGCCAGCGCCACUCCCUCUGCACGGGACGCUUCCGAUUCUACGCAGCCCGCCACUUCGGCCGCGUCAACCUCCAAAGCAGCUUCUGCCGUCCAGAAGUCCCACCAGACGGAGCUCGACGCGGCCCUGCGCAACACUUCGCAACCCAUGGCCAAGUCGUCCUCCGCAGGCUCAGACCCCACCGCCAAGGACGCUGGUAUCGAGGCCGCGAACCCCUAUGGGACGCGAUCACGAAACCGCAAUGGAUCGUCGCGCCCAAAUUAUGCAGAGGACAAGGACCUGGACGUCGACAUGUAUGAUUACGCCCCCGAGAAGAAGGACCAGGAGUCCAAGAAGUCGGCGCGUCACAGCAAUGUGUCGGCCACGCCCGCCCAAGAGGGCGCGCGCACCAACGGCUCAGCCCGUAAGGCUCUCCCAUCCGACGACACCAAGCCAGCUCCUCCUCAGAAUGGAGCAAAGGACGUGCAGUCCGCAAACCCAUCCCCAGCAACGCAAGCAUCGGCCUCGGCAAACUCGACGCAACCUUCGAAAAAGCGCAAGGCAGCUUCACACGCCGCGACUGCCACUUCUCAUGCCCAGGCCGCGGCGACAACAUCGUCGUCGGGUGCCGGCACAGGCGCUUCACGAAAAACGGCAUCCGGCCCUUACGCUAGCUCGUACGCAGAGACGAACAUGCUCAGUUUCGAGAGUUCUGGUGCGGUCCCCAAAGACGGAAAAUUGGUGGCGGAUGACGGUACCGUCCUAGCACCCAAUGACAAUGUCUAUCUUGUGUGCGAACCCCCAGGGGAGCCGUACUACCUGGGCCGCAUCAUGGAAUUUCUCCAUGCGCAGAAUGACAACACCAAGCCGGUUGAUGCACUUCGCAUCAAUUGGUUCUACAGGCCCAAGGAUAUCGGGAAAAAGGUCAAUGACACCCGCUUGGUGUUUGCGACGAUGCAUUCCGAUAUCAGCCCUCUGACAGCUUUGCGUGGCAAGUGCCAAAUCCUACACAAAGCAGAAAUCCCCAACAUGGACGAGUAUCGAAAGAUUUCGGAUUGCUUCUGGUAUGAGAAACUCUACGACCGAUACAUCCAGAAAAACUACGAUCUCAUUCCCACGUCGACAAUCGUGAACGUGCCCGAGAGAGUCAAGAAAGUACUGGACGAGCGCUGGAAAUUCGUUAUUGUGGAGCAGGGUCGCGGAAAAGAGUUCACUAGUGCAGUGAAGCUCUGCAAGCGAUGCAGCGGCUACUGUGCAAGCAAUGACUCGGUCGACUGUGCUGUGUGUAAGAAGACAUACCACAUGAACUGCGUCAGGCCACCGCUACUGAAGAAGCCUUCGCGAGGCUUCGCUUGGUCCUGCGCUGCAUGCAGUCGCGCCCAGGAACGCAAAUUGGAGGCUCGUCAUACACCUAACCUACUGGAUCCCGCAGGCGACGGCGACGACGAGGAUCUCUACGAUGACGAUGACGAAGAGAUGCAUGUCGACACCGAGCGGACAAGCCCCGCCGACGACGACGACUCUCACCGCACGGGCACUGCGGAGCAAAUCUACCAAGCCAGCCUUUGGCCUUGGCGGUACCUCGGAAUGCACUGCAAGCCUGAGGAUGCCCUGGAUUACGACGACCGAAUCUACCCUCGUGCUAGUACUCGAAUUGGUCCCAAGCAUCAAGCUACUGUGCUCCCAUGGCCUGGCCAGCCUGUGCAGUACCAAAAGCCUCUUGAGUUUAAGAGAACCGGAAAGAAGGGACCGGGUUUGUCGAAGGAGGCGCUGGCGGCUUUGGAGGCUGAGAAGUCCCGUCGCGAGAAGCGCCCUAAGUGGGUUCAGGAUGAGCCUCCCGGCUAUGUGGCAAGAGGUGAAGAUUACGACGACGACGACGACCCGAACGCGACGGCCACCCGAUUGUGGGCCCCGCCUCCAGCGACUGAGAAGACCAAGGACUGGGAGGCCAAAGUCGACCGGUACAUGAAGAAGGCGGAAGAGCUGGCGCCCAAAUUCAAUCUGCCCAAGAACUCCACCAACCUCCACGAUGUCGCGCUGGAAACCUACUACCACAGUGGUUACAGUGAAGACCGCGCUCUAAAGCUUCUUUCCGAAGUGGACAAAUCAGCUUUCAAAGAGCCCGACCUGACGGCAACGGAGCAGAAAAAGUUCGAGGAAGGCGUCGGGAAGUACGGGUCCGAGCUUUAUCUCGUCAAACGACAUGUCAAGACCGUUCCACCCGGUACAAUCGUGCGGUAUUAUUAUACUUGGAAGAAGACUCCUCAAGGUAAACAGAUUUGGGGCAACUUUCAGAAUAGAAAGAGCAAAAAGGAGGCCAAAAAGGCAGAGGUCGCUGCGAGCAAGCUGCAGGACGAUAUCGCAGACGAUGCCGACGACUCCGCGUUUGACGGCGACAAAGCGCACAGCAAGAAGAAGGGUUUUGUGUGCAAGUUCUGUCAUACCAAAUACUCGAGGCAGUGGAGGCGAGCUCCCAACGCAUCAGGGACUCCCGUGAGCGAAGGCGGGGGCAAGAACUCCAGCAAGGACAAGAACAACCAGUAUAUCCAAGCACUUUGCCGCAGAUGUGCUGAGCUCUGGCGGCGCUAUGCUAUACAGUGGGAAGAUGUUGACGAGGUGGCCAAGAAGAUUGCUCAAGCGGGCGGCCGAGCCUGGAAGAAACGUCAGGACGAGGAGCUCCUCAAGGAACUCGAGGCCGCCAAGGAAAUGCACACCUACUGGAACACGCCUCCGCCGCCCAAUGCCCCGGAGCCGGCCACUGCAGUGCCUGCGGCACCCUCAAGCGAGCCACCACGCAAGAAGCUCAAGAGUUCCGCCCCAGACAGAGACUCGGAGCCGUUGGCGUCGGACUCUACUCCGGCUGCCGCCCCUACCAAAAAGAAGGAGAAGGCCAUUGAGAAACCGGCCCCUCCACCGGCACCUGAGAUCCCGAAGCCCAAGACCAUGCCCUGCGCAAUCUGCGACCAGCUGGAGCCAUUGGGAGACCAGCAUCUGUCUUGCAGGGAGUGCCGGUUGACAGUGCACCGCAACUGCUACGGAGUUGUUGAUAACAGAAACCCCGGCAAAUGGACAUGUGACAUGUGCGCCAACGACAAGAGCCCACAGGUUUCGAUCCAAUACAAGUGUGUCUUGUGCCCGAUUGAGCACACGGAACAUGACUUUGUUGAGCAGCCUAAGAUAUCUGCUUCCAAGAAGAAGUCAGAGAAGGAGAAGGAGCGCGAACGGGUCGAGCGUGAACAAGCACAGAAGGCUGCCGACUACUACAGGAAGAAGCAGGAAGAGAAUAACCGACCAGUCAACCCUCGGGAACCUUUGAAGCGAACUGCAGACAACAACUGGGUCCAUGUUACCUGUGCCGUUUGGACGGCUGAAGUCAAGUUUGGCAACGCAAAGGCACUGAGCCCGUCUGAAGGUAUCCCUUCUAUUCCUCGAGUGAGGUACGAUGAGGUUUGCAAGGCCUGCAGCCACAAGGGUGGCGCCUGCGUUGCCUGCUAUAAUUGCCGCAGUCCUGUCCACGUUGAGUGUGCUCGUCAGCAAGGCUACCUACUCGGCUUUGACAUCACUCCUGUCAAGGGGUCUCGCCGUGAUCAGUUCAACCUUGUUACCAUCAAUGGCGAGAGUGGCGUCAUGUCAGCCACAGUGUGGUGCAAAGAACAUGUCCCGACAAAGAGCGUCAUACAUCGUAUGCACGACGUUGUUAACGAUGACGGGCUUAAUGCUCUGCAGCUUUACGUGCAAAGCUACAAGCAGGCAGAUCUCACAUUAACUGGUACAGUCCGAAAGGCCAAUCUUAUGACGAAUGGUGCCAAGAUGGGCGGUAUUCCUGUCACGCCAAGUACUCGGCGGGCAUCAACCACGGCCAUGCCUGCCAACGGCACUUCACACAGCGGGAACAAUAGCGAAACGGCAAGCGAUCAUCAAGCAGGCGAGAAGAUUUGCAUCACCUGUGGCAUCGAUGUCAGUCUCAAGUGGUGGUCCAUCGAAAACUCAGACGAGCGAGAACUCACCAACGGCCACUACGGAAGCCUCGGGUCGGAGGCUCAAAAGUUCGUGGAGCAGAGGAAGUUCCAGUGUCACAAGUGCCGGAAGCUGAAGCGAAAACCCAACCCCCAUCCGCCCAAGGACCCGUCCCCAGUCGUCGAAGCCGCGAGACUCGUACCUCCGCUCCCAGUUGUUCCGCCGCACCACGCACUGGCUGCACCCCCUCCGGGCCCUCCGUCCUUGAGAAGCCCACCGACAACCGGCCCAGAGGCAAGGGCUCGCAGCCUCUCGUCAUACGCCUGGGUAGCCCCGGCACCGCCUCCGCCUCCGCCUGCCUCGCAGCCUGCGGCUCCUCCCCCACCGGUUGUUCCUGUCGCACCACCGGUCCAGGCUGCCCCAGCGCCUCCCCCUAUCCCACCAACGGCACCUCACCAGGCUCCAAGCCCCUACGGCCCUCCUCCGGCGCCAAGAUAUGGAGACUGGCAUAGUCGUCCACCCGCCCGGCACAGCUCGCCACCCCAGCGACCGCCGCCGUUCCAGCCUCUGUCGACGUUGCGUCCUCCGCCGAUGGCAGUGCCUACACACUCCCCGAUGCCCACAGCCGUUCCCGCCGGGCAUAUGGGUCAGCCUGCUCAUAACGGAAUACCGUCUUCGCCCUCGCCCUUAAUGGCCGGGCCCAUGUCCCACGGAUCACACGGAUCACACAGCUCGCACGGCUCACACGGGUCGCCGUACAUACACCCUUACCGACAAAGUCCCCACGGACCACCUCACGCCUUGCCUAAUGGCGGUCCUCAGCCGAGGGGCCCUGAUGCGUUUGCGCAAGGACUUCUGCCUCAACGAGCGCCAUACGGCAGUCCUCCUGCCCAUGACGCUGGAGGUCCUCUGAGGACACCCAGCAUGCGCCCGAGCAACGAACCCCCUCGACCAGCGGGAGCAAGUACCAGCCCGUCACUACGUAACCUGCUCUCCUGA
This is a messenger RNA of Colletotrichum navitas, 4977 nucleotides long. RefSeq lists its product as uncharacterized. NCBI's taxonomy places the organism in Eukaryota, Fungi, Ascomycota, Sordariomycetes, Glomerellales, Glomerellaceae. Gene Ontology annotation, biological process: histone catabolic process. The coding region runs from base 1 to 4977 and encodes 1658 amino acids. Gene Ontology annotation, molecular function: chromatin binding; ubiquitin-protein transferase activity. The transcript is spliced from 5 exons. The record is from RefSeq and is a predicted model, not a curated record. Gene Ontology annotation, cellular component: Lid2 complex.